This is a messenger RNA of Frieseomelitta varia, 4416 nucleotides long. RefSeq names its product transcriptional regulator ERG homolog (gene Ets65A). Gene Ontology annotation, cellular component: nucleus. NCBI's taxonomy places the organism in Eukaryota, Metazoa, Arthropoda, Insecta, Hymenoptera, Apidae. Gene Ontology annotation, molecular function: DNA-binding transcription factor activity, RNA polymerase II-specific; sequence-specific DNA binding. Gene Ontology annotation, biological process: cell differentiation; regulation of transcription by RNA polymerase II. The record is from RefSeq and is a predicted model, not a curated record. The coding region runs from base 159 to 722 and encodes 187 amino acids. The transcript has 4 exons.
CUGGAACAGCCAAAGAGUGUAGCAGCUUGGAAUAGUGGGCCUUUGAUCCUUCACCGUGGGUGCUGUAACGGGAUUACCCCGCCCCGGGAUACGGAAGCAGCUUAUCCAAGUCAGCACUGGACACGCACACCCACCUCAGGCAGCCUGAUCCCUACCAAAUGUUCGGAGCGACGAGCAGUCGGCUCGCGAGUUCCGGUUCCGGUCAGAUUCAACUCUGGCAAUUUUUACUUGAGCUACUGUCGGAUUCGAGCAACGCCGCGUGCAUUACGUGGGAAGGAACCAACGGCGAAUUUAAGUUGACUGACCCCGACGAGGUGGCGAGACGUUGGGGCGAAAGGAAGUCCAAGCCUAAUAUGAAUUAUGACAAAUUGUCGAGGGCUUUGAGGUACUAUUACGACAAGAACAUCAUGACAAAGGUCCACGGGAAGAGGUACGCGUACAAGUUCGACUUCCAGGGUCUGGCGGCAGCGACGCAGCCCGCGGCUGCGGACCCAGCCGCGUACAAGUACCAAAGCGAGUUGUUUAUGUCCGGUUACGGGCACGCAAAGUUGAACCUUAUGCCGCCACCGGCCGCCUCCGUGUCGGUCUCCGUUCCAGGAGGGCUUUUUCAAUCGGCCUCCAGCUACUGGUCCACGAGUCCUGGUGCCAACCUGUACGCGGGACACCACACGGCCUCUGGCCAUGUGCCGCCUCAUUUGGGCACCUAUCCGCACUACGCAUGACCCACCGCCGAGCACUGGGGCGCCCUGGGUACGCCACGUUAACAAGUUUCUACUCGAGGGAAUUUAACCGACCGCCGCCAUCGCGGUCUACGUGUGCCGUCGGUCUGUGGAUCCCGCGAAUAGACCAUACCAGUUUGCAACUGGUUGCAACUGUCCUGCUGCGAUGAUCGGCCAUGUCGUUUCAUCUGUCCUCCUGUAAACUUUUGUUUAUUCGAUACACGUUACAACAACUGUUUGCCUCGAUUGGAUUCUCGUUUCUCUUCAUCGCUCUUUGUUGUUGGCCUGAAAGCAUUGACGAUGUGUUAGAUUAUUGAUAUGAGUUUCAUAUAGUUUUUAAACGUGUGCGUGAAACACGUGUCAGAAAAUGAAAGAUUUGUGAAAGAUAUUAAUAAUUGUGUUUCAGCGUCUGUAUAUACACGGAUCAAAAAUAUUCGUAUAGUAUAAUUCGUGUACAUUAAACUUUGCAGAAAUCACUGUCUCUAAAGAUUUUACAUACUAUAUCACGGUGUAUAUGAGAGACACAAUGACUUUACUCGAUGUAACAUAUGUACAUCGUAAAAAUGCAGCUUUACAGUUCUCUAGUCUAUGAAUGGCAGUGUUUUUUCUUUGAGAAAAAUGGAAUAUUCGUUCAAUGCGCGUAAAAUUAAAAAUUAUGUGAGUUAAUUUUCAAGCACGUAGUACACAUGUAUUUAAAUAACACAUUAAAUAUUCCUACCAAGAAAUAACUAUUCAAUAUUGUUCAAAACAAUAGAACUUUUGCAUUCAUAAUUGGCAAUAGCAAAGUGAGAAUCGUUUCAAAAUCGUGGAUUGAAUAUAUAUAAAUACAUAUAAUAUUAUGAUAGCUUUCUCUCUUGUGCGACCACGACUGCACGAUACAAAUAUUCAGUGACACUAUUUUCGCAAGACUGAACCGUUUUGUUCACGGAGACGUGGAUCUGAUAGAAAGGAAUCCAUUCUUACUGGAUGCGGACUGGUUUCUGCAAAAUGGAACAACACUGAAAUCGUUACAAGUCGAUAUCUUUUAUUUCUAAUUCUAGAUUAUUGGUCACUGAGGGAUAAAAUUAUAAUUCGAAGACAAAAUUAUAAUUUUACACGAAACAAUGAUCUUGCUAAAAUAAAACACUUGUGUACGAUUUAAAUAAUCCGUUAUAGGUUUGUGUUUCAUUCAGUAUCAAGCAAGUGGACAGAUUAAACAAUCCGACUAAUCAGCAAUAUCAUAUUCGCUAUCACGAGCAUUCGAUCUGGUUCCUUGGCAACAAGUAGCGAUUAAUUCGAAUCGCUGACGUAAAAACAGGUGACGAUCACACGCGACCACUCUGCCCCAAAAGCUCUCGUUCACGGCCGACGGUGCGCUCGAAUUAUUGUAAGAACAUUGUACAUACAAUAUAAUGGAUUACGUAAGUACAGGGUACGUUCGCAAGACGAUUCUCAUCACUCGUUUUAUCACGAUGAUAUCCAGUAUACCGUCAUUGGCAAAAAGAAAAAAAAUUUGUGCAAUAAUAGGAUACUGUAGAAAUAUAAUUUAUAUAAUUUACUUUCUAAACAUGAAGAAUCCUCUCGUUUUUAUAUUAUCUAUAUUAUAAGUAUACGUACUGUAAUUCAAUUCCAUUACAGACUUUACGAAGAUCGUACAAAUUUUAGAGAGCAUUUAAAAGUUCAAUCACUUGGCCUGCCCAACCUUUCGAAUUGUUAAUUUACGAUAGAAUCGUUAUCACUCGGAAUUGUUUAGUUUAUUCGAAUGUAAUUUCAAAAUAUUCUAGAUAAUAAUAAAUUCUGUAGUUAACCCCGAAGUUUCAAUUACGCAGUUUUUUAAUAUAUUCGACAUUUAAUUAAUAUUUUAAUAUUAUCGAAACUUUUUUUUAAACAAUCGAUUGACGAUAACGCCGCGAUAAACCGCGUGUCGAGAAUUAUCCUGUCCGAAAGGACGUCGCCUUGUACACGAAUAACAAACCGGCGUACUUCCGUGGAGAAACGUCGGCGUUUCCGACUGGAUGGAAUCGAACAUGCGCAUUUUAACGAGGAAUAUCUCCGUGCAGAGGCGCGAUCAGGCAAUUUCGUGAACGGUUCGUCGAAUCGACCGUUGAUGACAAUGAACCAUUGGCAAGCAUCACGGCGAUCAGCGAUAAUCGAACACAUCCAAAUGAGCUUGAUCGUUCUUAGUUCGCUAAAUGUUUACAUGUUCGAUUCGGGCCAAGAGCAACGCGUGUAUUAUAAACUCUUUUAACUUAUUUGUUACAUAAUGGAGAUGUAGAUAGAGGAACCGCAUGUCGUCGUUCCAGAAGGAAAAAAAUCAGCGCGAAUCACGUUGCACGCGUUGUUGGCGCAAGUUCAAGGAACACGCCAACCAGUUCAUUCAGCGACCAAACACACAUACAUGACAGAAUUUCAUUUGUCUGAAUUUCAUUUAGUUGAAUGAAAUUUGAAUUAAAGUCUACCUUAAUUAUUUCAAUGAGAAGAAAUAGUCAGUGAACCAUUGUCGUACACAGCUGUAAAAAUGAAAAGAAUAUCUAAGAUUUCGGAACAUAGAGAAAUAAAAAUUCUUUUUAAUUAACGAUAGAUCUCGAGAUCAGUUUCAUCAAUAUAGAACUAGGAAAUUUUAAUUUUUAUGAGGUAUUUGAUAUUUGAAUAGGAGAUCUUUUGAACGUAUCUUUUGAACUGUGUACAGAUCAACGUUUUUUAAACAUUCCUUCGAUCAUGGACGAGUCAUACGCUAACGAAUAAACUUAACUAACUGUUUCCAAAUCCAGAUAAAUGAAAUUCUCUUAUACGCAGUUUACUUUUCUUCGCGCGAUUAUGAUUUCAUGACGAAAUGUUUCAGUGCCGCGAAAAGAAAACCGUGAGCGACCAACGAAAUUUCUACGUGGAUCAUGAAUUCAACUAUGCAACCGUGAAACCUUAUUUUCAGUUCACCCGGAAGUACUAAGUGUAGAAAUGUGUUUCUCUUGAUCCUGGGAUGACUUCUGAGAUUAUUUAUCUGUGUAACGAUGAUUAUGCCGGAUCUGCUGGUUACCUGAAAACAAUCAAAUAAAUAUUUAUCAAAAUAAAAUUUUACCUCACUAAUAUCAAUAUUUAAGAUUACUUGUACAAUAAAACUUACUCAUCUAUAGUUCUAUGACUAGUUUUUGAUAGAAAUAUCAUUCUAAAUAUACAAGCAUACCAUUCCUGUAGAAAUAACAAGAUCAACGUUCACGAAUCAAAUAUUGGUUUGCUCACUGUUUGUAGAUUCAUUUUCUUAAAAAUAAAGAAUUAGAGAAUCCCCACAUUACUAUACGUUUUAUAUAUUAUAAUUUCAAAAAUAACACAUAAUCGAUGUCGAUCUCAGAACUGAUUCCAGAAUCGGCACAACAUGCACUCCCUUGCCACGAACCGAACAUCACUAGAGGAACCAAUAAACCAACGACAAAUCCCGGGUGAAUGUAGCGCAUCCAUCAAUCCAACGGAAGCUCGAGUCGCAAUUAUCGAGGUUGAUAAAGUACAACGUUGAGUCAUAUCAAAACCGAACGUACGAAAUCCUGAACCGCGUUCAUUACGUCGAUUCUCACCGAUCAGUCGAGAGAUGCGGUCGCUCUGUCUAUAUACAAAACAUAGGGGUAGGUCUCCAAUCGAAUCCUGUGUACCAAUCUUGAAACAACAAACGAAUAAGAUGAACAAUGUGAAUAAAAUAGAGAGAAAGGAGCAAAGAAACGAAGUUAAA